Molecule: messenger RNA, 831 nt
Organism: Helianthus annuus (common sunflower)
Lineage: Eukaryota; Viridiplantae; Streptophyta; Magnoliopsida; Asterales; Asteraceae
Exons: 3
Coding region: 1-831 (276 amino acids)
Molecular function (GO): zinc ion binding; nucleic acid binding
Source: RefSeq, a predicted model, not a curated record
AUGUCUCGAUUGGUUCCUUACUUGAUCACACCGGAACCAAAGCGUAUAGCUCGCUUUAUUGGGGGUCUAGCCCCAGAAAUCAAGGCAGGUGUGAAAGCAUCGAGACCUACUACAUUCAGGUCAGCGGCAGAUCUGUCACUAUCCCUCACACUGGAUGUGGUCAGAAACAAGACUGCCAAAGCUUCUGAUGAUGGAAAGCGUAAAAGGGGGGAUGAGGAUUCUCAUCGCUCCGAUAAGAAGAAAAGGGGGAACUCUGAUCAUAAGAAGAGCUCCGGGUUUAAGAAGGACAACCAGCAGUCGGGGACCAAAUAUCGAGCUAAAGACGCUACAAUUGUGAACCUCCGAAUUAACAAAGAUGUUCUCCAAGCUAUGAUAGACACAGCUGUUGGAAAGGCUGUGAGGAAGGCCGUGAAAAAGUUCAAGGAGCCCAAUGCUACUUGCUCCAAAUCCCAUCUAAGACCACACUUCCUUACUAUCGAGAAGGAAUUUGUUCAUGCCUCAAAUGCAAGGGAUGAACUAAAAAGGAAAAGGGAGGAAGAUAACUCCCAGGGUUCUAAGAAAAAGGGUAAGCAAGAGUCCAACAAGAAACAUGUAUGCAAGACCUGCGAGAAGCGCCAUCUAGGGAAGUGCAGGUUCGAAUCAAAAUCCCAAUCGCAGCCUAGGGCUUGUGGGAUCUGCAAAUCAAGAGAGCAUAGAACGUUGGAUUGCAAGGACAUGAAGAAUGCGGUCUGUUUCGACUGUGGUGAGGAAGGCCACAUCAAGACUACAUGCCCUACAUCUGUCAAGGGAAGUGCGGCUAAGAAUGGAAAGCCUAAGAAUGAAAGCGCUUAA